CUUAGCUUUCUUUGGAUAAGCAGCAAUGGCUUUAUCAGAGGACUUAGAUAUAAAUGAAGAGGGUGUAAAGUUGACAACAUCUCAAAAGAGAAGACUACGACGUAAGAAACUUCGAGAUGCUCGUAAUGCUCAUUUAAAUGAAAGAUAUAAUAACAUAUUAGUUCCACAAACAUCUAAUUUUGUUACUACAUUGUCUGCAAUACCGCCAGAACUUCUGGUAGGAGCAUUAUCUAAUGCCAGUCUGAAUGGAAUAGGCAAUGUAAGCAGGGAUCUUGCAUACAUUUGUCAAGUAGAUAGUUUUAUUGCUAAUUUAGAAAACGAAAUGUCAUCUAAAGAUAUGAAUACCAAAUCUAGAGAAGAAGUAAUAGCUGCCAGAGAAGCAAAGAAAUUGAGUAAACAAAAGGCAAAGAAAAAAGAUGAAAAUCAACAGCAUAUUAAAGUCACUGACACUGAACCAACAAAUGAAAAAGAUAAAGAAGUUCUUAAUGUAAAUAAUACAGCGAAGGAAGGGACUACAGAGUUAUCUAAAACCAUUAAGUUAGAAACAAAAUCUGUAAACAAAGAUCAAAAAGUAAAAGAAAGUUCAGAAAAGGCAAUAGCAAAAGGUUUACCAAAAGGUAAAGAUGAAGUUGACAGAGCUGUAAAAGAAGAAAAAAGCAUCAGUUUAGAAAAAACUGAACUCCAAACAAAAGAUAAAGUUAAUAUUACAAAAUGUGAGCCAAAUGUUAAUGAAAAUAAAUCUGAAAACGCAUCUAGUGUACAGUCUAAAGAACAAAUAAAAGCUGAAAGGGCUGCAAAAAAGGCUGCUAAACAAGCUAAAAAGAAAGGAGGAGAUAAUGUUGAAAAGGAUAUUAAUAAAAAUUCAAUAAUCUCUACUCCAGUAUCAAUAGGUAAUGAAAAAUCUAAUCUUGAAGAACUAAACACUGUUAAAGAUAAAAACGUUGAUGAUUUAACAGUAAGAGAAGUUGUAGACACAUUGAAAGACAUUGUGAAUGUUGCUAAAGAAUUUCAAGCUGUUACAGAUAAAGUUAAAGCUAUGGACUUAGGUGGAAAUAAGCCUGAAGAAACUACUAAGAGCAAAGCAGAGUUAAGAGCGGAAAGAAGGGCAAAACAGGAGGCGCAGAGAGCUGCCAAGCAAGCACAACAGAAGCCAGCAGAAAAGCCGGCUAACACAGAGGAAAAGGAGGUUAAAAAACAGAAAGUUCCUGCUAAACCGAAGGCAACUGAAAAACCUAAAGCAAAACCACAAAUGAUGCACAGAGCCAACUGGUUCCAACAUUUGUACACUGAACAUGAUAAAGAGGCUUUGAAGAAAAUUGCACUCAAUUCCAAUCUUCACCCGGCAGUGAUCAAGUUGGGCGUUCAAUUGGCGUCUCAAGUUGUGACGGGAUCCAAUGCGAGAUGUAUAGCGCUGUUAGAUGCACUAAAAAAGAUGGUGAGAGACUACACACUGCCCGCUAAGACGGAAUUCGCACGUGGUCUGGAGUCACACUUAGCGGCAAGUCUGGAGUUCUUGUGGGCCAUGCGUCAGCCAUCUGCCUCACAGACCAACGCUGUCAAACAUUUCCGACGUCAGUUAAUGCAACUGCCCAAUAACUUGGAUGAAUUUCAAGCUAAGAAGAGUCUAGAGGAAGAUAUUGACAGAUACAUAAGAGAACAGAUAGAUAUGGCGGGCGAGGCUAUCAGCAUCGCUGUACGCAACAAGAUAUCUAACGGAGAUAAUAUUAUGACAUAUGGAUGUUCAUCGCUGAUCGAGCGUAUUUUGUGUGAGGCGUGGGCUAGUGGUGUGCGGUUCCGCGCUGUCGUAGUUGGUGACCGAGUGCGGCGCGGCGCUCGCGAGAUGCUGCGCCGCCUCGCAUCUUGCGGCCUACCCUGCACCUACGCAGACAUCUCCGCUGUCAGCUUCCUCAUGCGGAAUAUAAGCAAGGUGGUGAUGGGUGCGGGCGCGCUGUUGGCGAGCGGGUCUGUGCUGGGUCCGCUCGGCAGCGCGCAGGUGGCGCUGGCGGCGCGCGGCCGCAAUGUGCCAGUGCUCGUCGCCUGCGAGACUCACAAGUUCUCUGAACGUGUACAGACCGACGCCUUCGUAUACAAUGAGAUCGGUGAUCCUGAUGACUUGAUCGACAAGACGGAUGAGAAUUCACCGCUCAAGGACUGGAGAUCGAAUCCCAAUCUGACACUGUUGAAUCUGACAUAUGACGUCACACCGCCGAGCCUCGUCACCGCUGUUGUGACAGAGCUGGCAAUACUGCCUUGUACUAGUGCUCCUGUUGUGUUGAGAAUCAAACCUUCCGAAUAUAGCCCGCUUGGUUAAAAAAAAUUACAAAAACUAACAAUCUCCAUAAGCAAGAAAUUUGGGUUAGA
Messenger RNA from Papilio machaon (common yellow swallowtail), 2361 nucleotides. It is a transcript of the gene eIF2Bdelta, whose product is annotated as translation initiation factor eIF-2B subunit delta. Bases 26 to 2311 code for a protein of 761 amino acids. The record is from RefSeq and is a predicted model, not a curated record. The transcript has 10 exons. Lineage: Eukaryota; Metazoa; Arthropoda; Insecta; Lepidoptera; Papilionidae.